Anopheles cruzii is the source of this 5168-nucleotide messenger RNA. RefSeq names its product protein hu-li tai shao (gene hts). Lineage: Eukaryota; Metazoa; Arthropoda; Insecta; Diptera; Culicidae. Gene Ontology annotation, cellular component: cytoskeleton; plasma membrane; postsynaptic density. Bases 84 to 2246 code for a protein of 720 amino acids. Gene Ontology annotation, molecular function: actin filament binding. The record is from RefSeq and is a predicted model, not a curated record. The transcript is spliced from 12 exons.
GUGUGAAAAUUUUCGACAGUGCUCUGAGAGACGCCGAAGCGAAAUUGAACGUAAUUUUGGAGACGGACUCGACUGCGUAAAGGAUGGCAACCGAAACCGAAACGGCAGCGAUCCACACAAAUGGCGGUGGGCUUGAGACGGUAACCGAGGAAGAGAGCAGCAGUAAGCCCCGCCCGGCAGACAUUGAGGCGGAUAUGCGUGAAAUGGAACGCCGUAAGCGCGUUGAGGCAAUCAUGAACUCACGGUUGUUCCGCGAGGAGCUAGAACGCAUCGUCGAUGGGCAGAUGCGUGAAGGGUCAUCGACGAUCUUGCAGCAACUGUCGGACAUUAUGGGCAUGCCAGCGGCUCGCAUCGGUUCGGUGUUCAAGAGCUCCAACUGUGUCGUUCCCAUCAACGACAUUCGAGGAGUUGAAUCGAUGAGCUACGAGAAAGGCGAAAAAAUCUUACGCUGCAAACUGGCCGCUUCCUUUCGGUUGAUGGAUUUGUUCGGCUGGGCGCAAGGCAUCGGGUGUCAGAUCACUGCCCGGCUGAAUGCCGACCAAGAACUGUUCCUCGUUAAUCCGUACGGCAUGCUCUACCACGAGAUCACGGCCAGUUCGCUCAACAAGGUGAACAUGCAAGGACAGAUCGUCGAACAUGGAACAACCAACUUCGGCAUCAACGCUAGUCAGUUCACCCUACACUCCGUCAUCCAUGCUGCCAGGCCGGAUAUCCGUUGUGCAAUAUAUGUAGCCUCAAACGCGGUGACGGCCGUAUCGGCCCUGAAACAAGGAUUGCAACCACUCACUAAGCACAGUGCGCUACUCGGUGAGAUUGCUUUCCACACGUACGCUGGAGCACUCAACGAACCAGAGGAAAAGGAUAAACUGUUACGCAGCCUUGGUCCAGUGUCGAAGGUGUUGCUGCUGUCUAACCACGGAGCGCUGUGCUGUGGCGAGACCAUUGAAGAGGCAUUUUACCACGUGAACCACAUGGUACAUGCAUGCGAGGCACAACUGAAGCUGUUGCCGGUUGGGCUAGAGAAUUUAAUACUCAUCCCGGAAGAGACCCGUAAAGCAAUCUACGAUGCCGCCCGUAAACCAUCCGUGGAGACGCAGGAAGCGCUCUCAGUUCAAAAUGCAGAUAACAAGGAAGGACAUCGUCCGCAGACUCCGAAGUGGCGCGUGGGGGGCUCCGAGUUUGAGGCCCUAAUGCGUAUGCUUGAUAACGCCGGAUUCCGCACCGGCUAUAUCUUCCGAAAUCCGCUCAUCAAGGGCGACAUUCCAAAACCACGCAACGACAUCGAGGUCCCGCCUGCAGUGUCGUCGUUAGGGUACCUUAUUGAAGAAGAAGAAUUUAUCAAGCAAGGAAUCUGGCGCAAGGGAGAUCCACGCAAAGUUGGAGAUCGUUCGCGUUGGCUGAACUCGCCGAACGUUUACCAGAGAGUCGAAGUACUAGAAACCGGUACUCCUGAUCCGAAGAAAAUUACUAAGUGGGUUGCCGAACCGUCCCCUACACAUUCGUCGACACCGGUGAAAAUAGAGCACGCCCACCAAUUCGUGCCCACUAACACCAAUCCCCGAGAAUUUAAAAGAAUUCAACAACAGAUUAAAGAUAAUCGUCGUGCGGAUAAAAUUUCGGCCGGACCACAGUCGCACAUUCUAGAGGGCGUCUCAUGGGACGAGGCUAACCGACUGAAGGAUGCAACCGUGUCUGCUGCUGGCGAUCACGUGGUCCUGAUGGGAGCCGCCUCGAAAGGUAUCAUUCAGCGUGGUUAUCAGCACAACGCCACGGUCUACAAGGCACCGUACGCGAAGAAUCCGUUCGACUCCGUUACUGACGACGAGCUCAACGAGUACAAGAAGACGGUCGAAAAGAAACGACACGGCGAUGGCAACGACACAGAUUUCUCCGAAUCGGAAGCGCUCAGCUCGCUGCAGAUUAGCGGUCCGACGAAGGGCGCCUCGCUUGUCAGUCCCCCAAGCCAGUCGGAACAGGAAGACGUAGGAAUGGAACACCAUGUCCUGAGAAUAGAAACAAAACAAGCGCCUAAACCUAGCCAACCAGAAGUAGUGCUAAGCGAUGGCGAACAAGUUCAAAAUGGCGAACAAUCCGAUGCACACAUGAGCACCUUCUCCCACAGCAGCAAAGAGCUGCAGGAUAUUUCAACCGAUGGAUCACCGAAGAAGGAUAAGAAGAAAAAGAAAGGCCUACGAACGCCGUCGUUCUUGAAGAAGCGAAAGGAUAAGAAGCGCAUCGAGUCCUAAAUCGUACCCGUAACAAUGCACAUAACAGUACGAGCAAACAACUUGGUGACAGUAAUGGGAAGAAGUAGAGAAGGCGCGCGAGUGUCAGCCCCGAUCGAGUUCAGUAGAGGAGAUGGAGCCGUUUAUGGAUGUGGCCGUCACAGUUUAGCUAGGUAAACGAGCGUUCAUCCUACGGUGGAAGAAACCAACUGCCGCGUGGGCUUUCCUAGCCGUCGUCACGUAGUCUUCGGAAGAAUGUUUAGCGAACAACUAUUGCCUUGUUUCCUUCGUUUUUGUUUAUUCAUUUUUAAUUCUUUCGUAUUUGUUCUUAUUGUUCUUAUUUGUUGAAACGCGACCUUUCCUCGGCGGGCGAGAUUGCCCUCAAACUUGUGUCAACGAUACUAGAAUGAUGCAACGAUGUGUGGCUUGCGUGGAGAGAUCCUUAGAAGUAUAAGCAAGAAACAGUAUGAUUCGUAUGGACCAGAGUACGUGAGCGCGAUCGUACCCAGACACAAACACGGUGGACAUGUUUGAAGUUGACAUCAAACGCGGGAGAGAAUUAAUGUACUAUUUAUAAACCGGAAACAGAACCAACAAAUUACCUACGAUUUCGGGACGAAAUUUCGGAUCUGCCGGCGGUCACAGCCGUAGCCGCAACCACUCCAGAUGAGAAGCGUCGAACGAGCGAGCGACUAUCGAGUAUUGUGCAACGAAUGUGUACCGGCUGCUGUCCGCUCUGUCCCAUGCUGCCGCGUAGAUAUAAAUGCGAAUGAGCAAUCGCUAAUACUUUAUAUGAUGUUUUUUCGCUUUCUUUUUUUUAUUUAAAUACAACUAUAUGUUAAUAGGAAACGAAAUGUAAUCAAACGUACAUACAAGCACAUGUAUCUGAACAGAAAUGAAGAGCAAAUAACGAAUCCAUUGAUAUUUUGUUUCGAUAACGAAUGGGGGAGCAGACGAGUAUUUGUUGACAACGCAAAAUAGCACGCGCACCAUUUGAGAACACGAGAUGCAUACUCAAAGCGGCGCGUGCUUGCUUCCCUCUUAGAUAUAUGCAAGUGUAUAUAUACAAAUAUAUACGGCUAAUGAACAGUAUAAUGGAGAUAGUUGAUGGAAAAAAACAAACGAAAACGAAAUAUAGUAUGGCAUUGGAAAGGGAAACGUCGACAGAGUGGAAAACACUAAGAUUUUAUCGCAAUUCUCUACCUACUUGCUUCUUAAUGGUUUUCCCAACGUACUGGGCGAAAUUAGUGGCGCAAUACACAUCGCAAAAUUGUGAAGCGAACAGAAAGGUGAAACAAUAUGAGCUGUUGGAUGGAUGCGAAGAACAACGAUGGGAACAGAACUAAACGGGGAAGCAUCACGUGUUCAUGAGGACGUUUUUACGUACUAAACUACCGUCUACGAUCAAUUUGUUUUUAGGUAUAAGAAAAAAAAUGGUUGGUAGUAACAGCAGGAGGCAUGUAUUGUCGAAAACAGACGGCAAAAAAGUAAGAAUGCUACCGGCGGCAACUAAUCGGAUUGCAUUGGAUGCUUUUUGUUUCUAAAAUGCAUUUUUUUCCUUUUGUUUCUAACGGUUUACCGACGAUUCUGAUUAUUUUUUUCGUGUGCUAUUAUGCUGAUACAUAACAGACACAAAAAUACACGUUUACCGUAAAUUGUAGUGAUGAUACAUGUCCAUUCGUCAUUUCUGUUUUUACAUACAUUCACAGCAUAAAUCGGUACCUAUAGGCAGGUCUGGCAGAAAUAUAAAUUAGUUCAUGUUGAUACGCCCUGGUCUAGGUGUACCCCCGAUAUAACAGGGUAGCCGUAAAGCUGUUCAGCCGUCUUUGCCCACACGCAGCAGCUGCAUUUAAUAGUACGUGCGUAGAUGUUAACCUGUUACGUUCUCAGCCUGUUGUGCCCAUCGAGCUACUGUUCCUUUUAAGCCUGCUACAUUGAUCUUCCUUUGUAAUGUUUUGCGCACUUCCCUAUCAAUCGCUACCUACUAGAGUAAGAGGAUGCAAUCCGUUACGAAACAUGAUAGGGGAAAAAUCCAACGCUAUGCGCUGUGAACCAACUGCACAGUAAGUAGUUUCAAGCAGUGUCUAAGAACGAUGCGGUCGAGAUCCUUUUCAAAGAAGCAAAGCUACAUUUGUACUGUGUUGAGCCUUCAGUUGCGCUUCUUGUGCGAACAGCACACCGAUAUAUAGAAUAUUUACAACACAGAAAAGCUCAGAAACGAUAAUUAAUACAAGACGCCGAACCAUUUUCGGCUGCUUUCGUGUGCACAAUCCAGUUAAUAAUACCAGCCCUAAAUGCAACACAAGGCAGGGGCGUUCGAGUUUUGGUAACGAAAUGUUUGACCGCUUUACGGCAACGAUCGGCUAUCGGUGUCACAGUGCAGUGUGGUGUGUUUGAAUGAAACAAUGACUGCUUUUUUUUUAUUAAGCAUACUAUAAUAUAAACUCAUCUCCGUACGCUUUAACUCUCCAGUUCUACAAUCCGCAACAUACGCAAAGGGUGAACAAAAAUUGAACGGUAGCGCAGCGUACACUAUGCGUUUAAAUAUAGCAAAGCAAAUCAUGGAGACAAAACUGUGACGGAAUAGGAUUUUCGUGGUCAGGAUUAUUUAUUGUUCCAGUGUUAUGGGAACGGACAUGUGCGACACUGCGAGCUUCUAUUUUCGUAAAAAAAAUGUGGACAACCCGUCACAAUGGAGGGAAGAGAAAAUCAAAAUCAAAAUUCAAACGCUUGUUGAGACAUUUGUUUGCUCGUUUCACUCGCAGCACAUGCGUUCAAUUAGUGCUGUCUACAACUUUCGUUCGCAUGUCGAUCGUUUCUUUGCAUUAUUUUUAUUAUUCGUAUGUUUUGUUUGUUUAAACAUUACUGGCACAAAGUUAGCCGUUAGUGAAGCAAACAAAAAACGCAAAAGAAUAAAUAAAUGAACCCCUACAUUUAAGAAUA